GAUGCUGCGCAUGCGCAGGCAGGUACAUCCGGGACUUUUCAGAGGAGCCAAUAUGGCGGAGUCCUCCUUGGGGAAUUCAAGCCCAGGAGUGUCUGUGGGAUCAGACAGUGUGGAUUUGGACCGGUCCAUAGAGAGAGUGAAUGAGUUUGAGGACGAACGUACAGGAGAGGACGAGGAUCUGACCAGAGACACCACCUUCACCGCAGAGAUAGAAGAGCUCACACGGGAGGGCGAGAUGCCGAUCCAGGAGCUGCGCAGUCUGUACGGCUACGAGGCCUCUGGCUCUCCCGAGGAAGAGGAAGAGGAGGAGGAGGAGGAGGAAGACGACGGAGAGGAGGAGGAUGAAGAUGAUGAAGUAGAGGAGGUGGAUAACGAUGAGAGCAGCAGGAGCACCGGGGAGCUCAAGAGGAACAAGGAUGAAUGUGUGAAGAGUGUGUCUCAUGGUGUGGACAGUCAGAGUGGUGGUGAAGGUCGUUCUCUCUCUGCUAAAGAACUUCUCCACUCUCAGAACUGCAGAUACUUCAACAAUAACGAAGUGGACGAGGAGUCUGAGGAGGAUGAGGACUACGUUCCCUCAGAGGACUGGAAAAAAGAGAUCAUGGUGGGGUCGAUGUACCAGGCUGAAACUCCUGCAGGACUCUGUAAAUAUAAAGAGAACGAGCGAGUCUACGAGAAUGAUGAUCAGCUGCUCUGGAACCCAGAGUUCCUCCCCGAGCAUACGGUGGUGGAGUUCCUAACAGAGGCGUGUAAACGCACCGGGGACGAGACCGGGGUCGACGCCAUACCUGAGGGCUCUCACAUCAAAGAUAACGAACAGGCAUUGUAUGAACUAGUAAAGUGUGACUUUGACACAGAAGAAGCUCUGAGAAGACUGCGGUUUAACGUUAAAGCGGCCCGAGAAGAGCUGUCUGUGUGGACGGAGGAGGAAUGUAGACAUUUUGAACAGGGCCUAAAGGCUUAUGGGAAAGAUUUUCACCUCAUCCAAGCUAACAAGGUCAGGACGCGGUCAGUGGGAGAGUGCGUAGCCUUCUAUUACAUGUGGAAGAAAUCCGAGCGAUAUGACUUCUUCGCUCAGCAAACGCGACUCGGAAAGAGGAAGUACAACCUUCACCCGGGCGUGACGGAUUAUAUGGAUCGGCUGUUAGAUGAGACUGAGAGUGCAGCAUCGAGUCGAGCAGCCACGCCCCUUACCACCAUUGGCCAAUCAGAGAGAGAAGAUGGCUCCACCCACAACGGUCUGAGCACACACGGCUCCGUCCUAAACGCAGACUCCGCCCACAUGGACGCGAAACGCGAGAAUCUGCAACUGGACGGAACCGACCCGUCCCGCGAUUCCAACGGCUGUGAACGGAACGGAUCACUAAAGCGUCAACAAGACGGCCAAAGUGCGGAACGGCCAGCUAAAAAAUACAGGACAGAGUCAGACCCCCCCGUCCACAAUGAAAUGGACUCUUCAGAGGUUAAAGAGAACUGACCUGCUGAUGCAGGACACAUCCGGACCCCCUGUCCACGCCGAAAUGGACUCUUCUGAGGUUAGAGAACUGAACUGCUGAAGCAGGACAGAGAUAGACCCCCUGUCCGAGCUGAAAUGGACUCUUCCAAGGUUGAUUUCCUGAAGCAGAACGGACUCGGGUUCCCCUCGCCUAUGCCAUAAUGGACUCUUCCGAGAUUACAGAACACUUGUGAUGCAGGACUCCCCCAUCUGUGCUGAAAUGGACUUUCCUGGGGUGUAAAGAACACUGAAUUGCCGAUGGAGCAGAAACCAAAGGCCAUACCAAAUACAAAUAAGACAGUGGGGGUUUAUUUUACAGAUCCUGAUUGUAGGAUUUUGUCACAAUCCAAAGUUGCGGUGGACGAGAUGCUGGUUAGCGUAGUCUGGUUUUACACAGAACAUGUCUAUUCUAUUUGUACCGGAAUUUACCUGAUUAUUUUUUUACCUCUGAGAUAUAUUUAUAUUUUCUACGGACGGUCAGAGAGAGAGAGACGAGAGAGAGACAGACAGGUGUCUGUCUGGACAUGGCGUCGCUCUGGCGGGAUUGUACAGAUUUGUACAGAAAUCACACUUUUGAUAAUUGCUCUGUACACUUCCUGUUUCUGUCCUUCCCCUUCCUUUAAAGACAAAACUUCAGUUUGUGGUUUAUUUUUUUUGAGCUGCGACAAAAACGACCUCGAGAUGAAAAUGAAAUCAAUCUCAGUCUCCUUAA
This is a messenger RNA of Ictalurus punctatus (channel catfish), 2204 nucleotides long. It is a transcript of the gene mier1b, whose product is annotated as mesoderm induction early response 1b, transcriptional regulator. The record is from RefSeq and is a predicted model, not a curated record. Gene Ontology annotation, molecular function: histone deacetylase binding; transcription corepressor activity. Lineage: Eukaryota; Metazoa; Chordata; Actinopteri; Siluriformes; Ictaluridae. Gene Ontology annotation, cellular component: nucleoplasm. Gene Ontology annotation, biological process: negative regulation of transcription by RNA polymerase II. The coding region runs from base 2 to 1474 and encodes 490 amino acids. The transcript is spliced from 13 exons.